GGUAGCAUAUAUUCGCAGAUGUCGUCGUCAUGGCGCUAAUGUGGGGGAAGGCCAGAUUGUGAAAGGCCCACCCUUAAUUUGUGCUGCCGGACGAGAACAGCUGAACGAUGUCCAUUCUGAGCCUCACCAAAGGACGCAUAACACGUCGGGCCGUCUUUGUUCUGAGUCUUCGCCAUGCGGUAGCAAAAGUUGUCUCUCCACCAGUUGUCACCUGUACACACAUUUUCGCGUCAAAACGAGCCUGCAAGCACCGGUUGUGAAGGCAAGAGGCCAGCAAUUGUCACAGUCACCUGACCGGAGGCAACGGGGAUUGGAGUGGGCAGAUGAAUGUGGCCUUAAAUCUCUUUGUCACGCUAUUUUUGCGAUGGGCAAUCUUGACAGGCAUACACUUCACAGUGGCUGGUGGCCCUUCGCCUUCCCAUUGGCUUGGUUCAUGCUGCACGUUGAUUGGUUCACCUGUCUGCCUUCUUAUUGGCUCACGGAAUACGGAUCGAUGCCUACCAUAUAG
Messenger RNA from Protopolystoma xenopodis, 508 nucleotides. NCBI's taxonomy places the organism in Eukaryota, Metazoa, Platyhelminthes, Monogenea, Polystomatidea, Polystomatidae. The record is from the annotation of a GenBank genome assembly.